Molecule: messenger RNA, 447 nt
Organism: Hydatigera taeniaeformis
Lineage: Eukaryota; Metazoa; Platyhelminthes; Cestoda; Cyclophyllidea; Taeniidae
Source: the annotation of a GenBank genome assembly
AUGCUACUGAGUGGCCUUAUUCUUCGCUGCAUCAGUGUUUUCAUCACUCCCUACGAAAUUUCUAUGGGUGGGCCACCAACAACUGAGAACACCGGCAACGCUACUACCAAGACUGCAAAUGUCUUUUACAGUCCUCUCUUCUCUUUCACUCCCUCCGUUUUGUCAGAAAAUAUUACAAAUGCCACUCAGCGGUUGACAGAUCCAUUGAUCAUACUGGCUGCUACGUUAAGAGUGAAUAAGGAGCUCUCCAGUGCUCUGCGUCAAAUUGCGCUGGCCACAAUCCUUACUCGAGCAGGGUUGGGACUGGAACCCGCCACUUUGAAACGCAUCUGGACCAGCAUGAUCAGGCUGACUUGUCUACCCUGUCUCACUGAGGCGCUAGUGUGCACACUUGUGUCAAAGUUCCUAAUGGAUUGGCCGUGGCCAUGGGCGGCUAUGAUGGGGUAG